AUGGAUGGACCGAAUGCAUCGAGUCGAACUGCGCGUUCGACUCCUCUUCGUGCUGGUCUUCAGGAAGCAAACACUCACGAGCAACAAAUUCUUCAUUCUCAACGACCGUUGAAUCAACAUCGGGAACCCGGUGCGAAGUGGACAGGAGUCAGUGGUGGAGGCCGAUUGUGGUCGCCAACAUCGAUGGCUCGGGCCAAUCCAGGAGCACUACAGGGAUUCAGUCGACGGCAGUCGAGCAGUAAUCGUGGAUCAGCGGUUGGGACACCACUAGUUGAAGUGGAAGCAGUGGACACAUACCACGUUAUUGGUCCGAUUUCGUGCUCGACAAGUGUCUCAUCAUCAAACGGCCUUCCUUGGAAUGCAACUAAAUCGGCGCUCCCUGGACCAUCAAGUAGAGAACCCGCCUGUGCAUUGAAUUCCUCAAGAAAGACGAAAGCAACGGCAAAAGUUUUAGAUUCUACCACACCAGCAAAAAAAGAGGUUGUCGAGAGAGAUCCUAACCCUCCACCUAGAGAAGACACCAUUCUUGACGGGAAACUGUUAAGCCAUUAUUUGCGGCCAGUGUGGGACCAGAUCAAUUGGACUAAGGAGGCUGUUCCUUUUCGUAUGCCUGUUGAUCCUAAUUUACCAAGCUUUCGCAAUUAUAAUCGUAUAAUAAGGCACCCGAUGGAUCUUUUGACUAUAUCUCUGAAGUUGGAUAAUGGGUUGUAUAAAAAUCCUUGGGAGCUCUGUGAUGAUAUGUGGCUGAUGUUUGAUAACGCUUGGAUUUACAACGCAAAGAAGAGCAAGGUGUAUGAAGACUGUACAAAGACUAUCAAUGGUAAAUCGUCUCAGUUUAUAAAGCGACCAGUGGAGUUUUCAUAUUCCAGUUCUCCCAUAGUUGAGCGAAGAGUUUGUGAGAGAAAUGGAUCCGGUUAUUCAACACUUGGGCUACUGCUGUUCACGAAAGUUAUCGUUUACCCCACUGCUAUUGUUCUGUACGAACACACUUCUCAGGAUGAUGAAACAGGGUCGAAGCGCUACACAUACUGUCUGGAAUGUUUCGAGAAUUUGCCACCUGACGGCAUUUUACUUUUUGAGAGCCCAAACGACCAGCCAAAUAUGGCACCGAAGGACAAAUUCGUGCAAAUGAAAAAUAAUGCCGUAAAGGGUUUCCUUAAGAAUAAGUUGCCAAAUAAUUUCGAUCAACAUGUGGUGAUAAUUCGAACGUUAAGUAUUAAGGAAAAGGAAGUCAAAGUUAAGCCGUUGAUGAAAGCGAGGUAUGGCCCCCAGGGAUUUCCGGACCACUUCUCAUGCAGAAGGAAGGCCAUUUUUGCUUUUGAGACUAUAGACAAUGUCGAAGUGUGUUUCUUCGGUCUCUAUGUUCAAGAAUACGGAACCAACUGUAAGCAGCCAAAUUCAAGGCGAGUAUACAUAUCUUAUUUGGAUUCCGUGAAUUUUUUCCAGCCAAGAGAAUUAAGAUCGGAGCGGUACCAAGAGAUCUUGCUGGGAUAUCUCGACUACAUUAAACAGCUUGGAUACAAGAUGGCUCAUAUUUGGGCAUGUCCACCGUCUGACGGUGUUGAUUACAUCUUUAACUGCCACCCACCUGAGCAAAAGAUGCCGAAGCCGAAGAGGUUGCGGGAGUGGUACAAAAAAAUGUUAGAAAAGGGUGUGGCUGAAAAAACGAUCGUCGAGUUCAAGGACAUUUACAAGCAAGCUUGUGAUGGUAAUUUUACCACACCAAUGAGCUUACCCUAUUUUGAGGGCGAUUUCUGGCCACAUGUAAUUGAAGAUUGUAUACGUGAGGUUAGUGAUGAGAACGCUCGGCGUCGUGAAGAAGUUUCGGAGGCAGAUGAGGGUGACACAUUUCAGUCGGUUGAAAGUAGAAGGAAAAAGCGGCCAAGUAACAAGACCAACGCACUUGAGAAGAAUUCGAAGACGAAUGAAAAGAACGAUGGAAGUUCUUUUGAUAGGGAGGUGGCCGCUAAACUCUGUUCGGAGCUUGAAAAACAUAAAGAGGCGUUCUUCACGAUUCGGCUGGUGACACAUCAGUCCGCUCUUUUACUGCCCGAUAUUGUUGACCCGGAUCCACCUGUGGCAUCAGAUAUGAUGGACGACCGCAACACGUUCUUGGAAAGAGCACGUGUUGAACAUUGGGAGUUUAGCUCAUUGAGGAGAGCAAAAUUCUCAACUAUGGCGUUAUGUCGUGUGCUGCACGAGUCGGACGCAUAUAGGAAUAUGGGUUAUGCACGUAACAAAUGCAGUAGUUCUACUGCCAAAUGGCAUUGUACAACGUGUGAUGAUUUUGAUUUGUGUGACAUGUGUCGUGAGCGAGUCCUACAUGAGCAUCCAAUGAAUGGAAGUAAGACGUUUAUUGGUGCUGACAGCGGAGAUCCUGAUGGGACCAAGCAUUCUGAGAAGUUCUGGUCUGUCUUUUUUGCUCGCAUGCCAGUGCAGAGACACGCACUGCUGUCUUUUACCUUUCCACAUAUAUAA
This is a messenger RNA of Angiostrongylus costaricensis, 2478 nucleotides long. The record is from the annotation of a GenBank genome assembly. NCBI's taxonomy places the organism in Eukaryota, Metazoa, Nematoda, Chromadorea, Rhabditida, Metastrongylidae.